Boeremia exigua is the source of this 393-nucleotide messenger RNA. RefSeq names its product progesterone binding protein-like protein. The record is from RefSeq and is a predicted model, not a curated record. The coding region runs from base 1 to 393 and encodes 130 amino acids. NCBI's taxonomy places the organism in Eukaryota, Fungi, Ascomycota, Dothideomycetes, Pleosporales, Didymellaceae. Gene Ontology annotation, cellular component: membrane; endomembrane system. The transcript has 4 exons.
AUGGGCGAAACAGAAGAGCCAAAGAAGGAGAGAUUUGCUCCAAAGGAGCCAGUGACCCUGAAUCCGCCCAAGGACGAUGUCAUAGCCCGCGAUUACCUUGCCAAGUGUAAUGGCACAAAUGACGGCUACCCUACCUUAGUUGGUAUCAAGGGAGAUGUCUUUGAUGUUAGCGGAAAGGAAACAUACGCACCUGGCAAGGGUUACCACGUCUUCGCUGGCAAGGAGCCAAACUGUGCACUUGGCAAAUCCUCCCUGAAACCAGAAGAUUGCGUGUCAGACUACUCCGGGCUUUCCGAAACUGAGACGAAGACUCUCAAUGACUGGCACACCUUCUUUAGCAAGCGAUACAACAUUGUUGGUCGUCUACAACCAGAGAACGAAUCACGAAUUUGA